This is a messenger RNA of Momordica charantia (bitter melon), 1473 nucleotides long. RefSeq names its product regulatory protein RecX family protein. The record is from RefSeq and is a predicted model, not a curated record. Gene Ontology annotation, biological process: regulation of DNA repair. Lineage: Eukaryota; Viridiplantae; Streptophyta; Magnoliopsida; Cucurbitales; Cucurbitaceae.
UUUGGACAUGAUAAUUUUAGCUUUCCCAAAUUACUCACCUCAAGCUUCUAACAGAAUACUGCAUUCUUCCCUCACCGCAACCGCAGCAAUCCAGCGGCAACGAUAUUCGAUUCUGGGGUUUACAUCUCCGGCGAUGAUUUUGGCCGAUUCAAGCUAUAAAUGACGGCCAUGGCGGGAAUCAGCGUCCGAGCCUCAAUUCAGCUUCAACAUAGGGUUUUCCCAAUAUCCUGGGUGAAGAAGAGCAGCAUUGUUGCUUGCUUGAAAACCAGAGACUAUAACUCGUCGGGUCCUGUUAGGUACACUCCAAAAAGGUCUUCAAAUGAUCAGAAACCAAGAACACCUCUGGCACCGGAAAUUGUAAAUGGAAGCGAUUUCGGUAGUGGUUUGGAUGAUAAUCCUCGGAGGAUUGAGGUUAAACAUAGGGGUGCAGUACGGAGAAGUAACUUUUAUGAUAGGUUACAUCAUCAAAGGCAGAAUGAGAAGGAAAACAGGUCAAAUGGUCGAAGUAUGCAAGGGUUUGAAGAUGAAUUCGACGACAAUUUGGGCUUUGUUGAUGAUCUCUUGCAAAAGCCUGAGGCAGUAGAUGAGGGGUUAAAGAUUUACAACAAGAAAUGUUAUCAUGGAAACAAUGAUUUACAGGGAAAUAAAAGUAAGCAAGAUGCUGAGAAAUUGGCUAUUGAAUUACUUGCAACAAGAGCCUUCACUGCAGUUGAGCUGAGGAAGAAAUUGCUCGGUAGGAGGUUCUCUUCUGACACAGUGGAAGCAGUGAUCAAUGAUUUCAAGAGCAGGGGGUUGAUCAAUGACGGCCUGUAUGCUGAAGCAUUUUCCCGUUCGAGAUGGUCUUCCUCCAGCUGGGGACCCAGGAAACUCAAGCAGGCACUAGUAAGUAAGGGGAUAGGAGGAGAAGUUGCUCAGAAAGCAAUUAAACUGGUUUUUGAAGAAGGUGAAGAAUCUGGCGAUGGAAUGUCAAGUGUGGGGUUAUCAAAGGUUUCAAUGGAUCAUUUAUUCGUUCAGGCCUCGAAACAGUGGCUACGAGGCCGGGACGCCCCGAAAGAGACUAGAAAAUCAAGAAUAGUUAGGUGGCUUCAAUACCGGGGGUUUGACUGGGGUGUCACUAGAACCAUCCUAAAGAAGUUAGAAACUGAGUACCCUCCUUAGUAAUCUAAUGAAAAGAUUCAAGGAUUUAGAGGCUUUUGAGAUCCCCAUCUUCUUGGGAAGCAUUGAGUUUGGAUGCUGUACCAAUGGGUGCAAAGAGAAGUGUGAAGGAGGGGGAAGUAGAAGGAUAAUGACACCUACUGCAGCAGUGGCACAUUUGAAGAUCUGAUUGUUCUGUUCUGUGGACAAUUAUGCUUUUUUAGUAGAAUUAAUACUUACUUUACUUCUUUUAAUGCAUAUGUGAUUGAGGAGGCCCUGUUUGUAGUAGAUUUUUUGUCAUCCUUAUUUAUAUAAUUGGACUUCUCCUCCUCUUCUUCC